Argentina anserina (silverweed cinquefoil) is the source of this 1321-nucleotide messenger RNA. RefSeq lists its product as uncharacterized. Bases 1 to 867 code for a protein of 288 amino acids. The transcript has 4 exons. The record is from RefSeq and is a predicted model, not a curated record. Gene Ontology annotation, cellular component: chloroplast thylakoid membrane. Lineage: Eukaryota; Viridiplantae; Streptophyta; Magnoliopsida; Rosales; Rosaceae.
AUGUUGCACACCCAACACCUCCUCCCCCUCCUCCUCCCCAAUCCCACUUUCUCUCUCUCUCCUCCCCAAUUCCACUUUCUCUCUCCUCCCAAUCUCUCAUCCCCACCUCUCAAUUCUCUCUACAAAUCCAUCAACCACAUCUCCCUCUCAGCCAACUCCACUCCCACACCCGACCAAUGGCUCGCCCAAGCUCCAGAACCUCCUGCCGGCACCGGAACCUAUACCAUUCCCGACGAAGAGGACCCCAUUGAGAUUUUGGACUCUGACUCUCCCAUAUUUGCUACUGAUGAUGACCCUUCUUUUAUCCAAACUGCUACCAGUGUUCUUCUCACUGGAGCUAUCACUGUCUUUCUGUUUAGGUCGCUACGACGUCGUGCCAAGCGUGCAAAGGAGCUGAAAUUUAGGUCUAGUGGAGCGAAGAAGUCGUUGAAGGAGGAGGCUUUGGAAAGCUUGAAAGUGAUGUCUUCAGGGUCCAUUGAAUCAAAGACACCUUCACCUGUUCAGGCACUGUUGGGAGGAAUAUCUGCUGGAGUCAUUGCACUUAUUCUGUACAAGUUCACUACUACAAUUGAGGCAUCUCUCAACCGCCAAACAAUUUCAGAUAAUUUUUCAGUUCGUCAGAUUACAAUCACAAUAAGGACCAUUAUCAAUGGGUUAUGCUACCUUGCAACAUUUGUUUUUAGCAUCAACGCUGUCGGUUUAGUUCUUUAUGCUGGCCAGAUUUUCAUUAACGAUGAGUUUAAAAGUGGAGAAACUGAGAAUCAGAGUAAAAACCAGUCAGGCUCACUGACUUCAGUGGUUGAGAGUCCUACAGAUACUGCUCUGGACAGUAGCAAAGGGGAAGAAAGUUCUGAUGAGCCACAAUAGAAGUGAAGAACCAUUAUUGAGGAAAUUUUCAUCAAUUUAACUGUGAAAAUAUGUUUUGAAUGGAAAGCAUGUGCUUGAUGCUGCAUUCUUAUUCAUCAAAUCCUCUAUCCAAACAUUAUAAUGUGAUUAUAGAAGGGGCAAUGGUUGGUAGAAGCAGUUGUAAUUUUUCUGUAUCUUGGUCAUUCAUCUGGUGAUAGAGUAUCAAGACAUGAGGAUCCAGGAGUUUGAGGCUAUUGUGAAAUUUGAUACUGCCUUCCAUCCAUGUCAAUCUUAAUUUAGGAUACACAAUUCAACAAACCAUGUUUAGUCCAUCUAUCAGCUUUCCCUAAUAGCAGACAAUUUCAUGCUUAACAGACUGUUACAUUGGCCACCAUCCAAGGACAGAUUUAUGCAGAAAAUGGUAAUGGCUUCUGACCUUCACCUCAAAAAAUGCAGAGGAUGGCUUCUGCCUUAG